GGAAUUACCGCUAGUUAUGAGGGCCGAGAUGAUUGGGACCCACUAAUUACUACUAAACAGGAGCAAAUAUUAGGGUAUCUAAGAUUAUGUUCUGGUAAUGGUUUAUUCCUAAUGUUUAUUCCUCCCCAAGAGGCCCCCACAAUUAAUACUUAUUCUUCACACGGACAAGUUGAUAAUAAUUUAGAUGCGUUAACCAUUGAUAAAGAGGAAUUAGAUAAAGUUAAUGCUAUAAUAAAACAAAUAAAUGAUGCUAAAAAUUUAAGUGAUUUGCCGGCCGAGACGGAUAUUAAUGCGACGAAAUAUGAAGAAAAACAAGCGGAGAAAAAUCGUCUUAUCUCUCUCAUUAAUGAAGCCAAAAUUAAACCUGACAUUACUGAAAUUGAGGCAGAAUUGAAUAAAAAACCUGUCGUUUCCAGCAGCGAACUUAAAAAUUCGGAUUAUCAAACAGAAAUGAUUAAUUUGGUUCGGGAUGAUAGCCAACGAGCGACCCAAAAACAAGAAAUAAUUAAGGAGAUUAGCCAGAUUAGAGAAAACAAGUUGGAAAAAGUUCGCCAAAUAAUCACCCAAGCCCAAAAUAUUUUCAACAAAGAUGCGGCUACUAAGAAAGAAUUGGAGCAAGUUAUUAAUGAUUUAAAAACUUUGGCUAAUGCUCCCCAAGAUAGUGCCGAACAAAUAAUUUGGACGGAAAAAGAAACCGAAAAUAAAAAAUUAUUAACUGAUUUAGAAGCCAAGUUAAACACUAAUUUUCCUCCCGAACCGGAAAAAGAAGGACCAAAUGAAAAACCGGAACUUCCUACUCCCCUAACACCGCAAGAAGAAGCCGAAAAAUAUGGAACGGAUUUUGCUAAUUUAAAAUCCACUCAACAAGAGGGACGAAAAAAGAUUUUUCAUUACGAUAGAAGUUUAGAAUUUCUGGCUAGCCAAAAGAAAGUCAACGAAGAGUUAAAAACCCAUGAGGAUAAUUGCUCGGAAAAAAAUAAUGCUAACCACCAAGCCAGCAAAGCAAAUGAAGCCAAACGGCAAGCCCGGGCCGAUUUGGCUUAUCACGAAGAACACGAGUGCGGCCAUAAUUUAGAAAAACCCAAAAUUGCCAUUUACUUUUCACCGAACCAAGGAGGAAAUAAGCACGCUGAUUUAACUUAUACGACAAAGGUUAAUGAGAGCGAAUUAAGUUUGGAACAAGAUAAUCAGGGGGAAAUUUAUCAAGAAAAAUCGCCAAUCAACUUAACUCCUUGA
Racocetra persica is the source of this 1236-nucleotide messenger RNA. The record is from the annotation of a GenBank genome assembly. Lineage: Eukaryota; Fungi; Glomeromycota; Glomeromycetes; Diversisporales; Gigasporaceae.